AUGCAGCUGUGCUCCGAGUGUGCUCUGAACUGGCACAUGAAGCGAAAAGCCCAUCUACUGAAAUUCUACGAGCGCUGGGGCGAAGAAACAGAGUCCCAUAUUCGUGACAUGCUCGACAGCCGCGACGUUCUUCGCAUCAACCACAACCUUACCUGGGCCAAGAAUUGUAUUGAGAAGAUCGAGUCAGAGGGCGUGACUUUUAAGAAGACCAUGUUUGGAGAUCGCAUCACCGAAGUCCUCAUUGCAGUCUACGAAGCCCUCUGCUGCGUCGCCUACCUCUCCGACCCCGAACAGCGAGAGACCUUUCAAUAUGUCUUUGCUCGACUGCAGGGCAAGAAGAGCUACCUGAAGCUUGGGGCAAAAGACCCUCUGCCUGGCAUGACUUAUUUCUUGUUCGACCAGAAGAACGAAGAUCGCCGCAAUUGGGCAUUUGAGAACUGGAAGAACGUUGAGGCAGAGACGAUGACUGAAGAGCAGUUUGAUUGGGCCAUCAGCGGUGGUCUAGUCAACGCCAUGGAUGAUGUGCAUCGCAAGUUGCAGACGUUGCAAACCAAUCCGAGUCCCGAGACGUAUCUAGAAGUCGAGCGCUUCUGGCUGGGAUUCGAGAGCGUCCUCCAAGCCUUGAACGAAUCUCUGAUUCUAGGCAGCCUGGGCAGUAUGGAUCUCAAGGCUAAUUGUCCGCCCAUCUACGACUUGCUCCUCCGCCAGACGAUCCCGUUCACUCAGCACGAGGGUGUGCUGGUCGUGGCGCUUAGGGUUCUGACUAAGUUCCUCCAAAAGUCGCCGACAGCCUUUUGGAAUCACGUGGGCAGCACGCGGCCCAACGUCGUCACUGACAUUAUCUUCACCAACCCCGUAUACAGCUCGCUGCUCCGACAGUCGUUGGAGGACUUUGAUGCGUGUCCCGGGGAUGUGCCCUUUCCUGUGCAAUGGAUUGCCCCAUGGCUUAAGUCCAUGGGCCAAGAUAGACGAUAUGAUGCAUGUGAGGUCCUCCUUCACACUCUCUUCCAGAAGGUGGCCGACCCUGGGAUCGGCGAGCCUGGUCAAACCGCUUGUACGAAAGCUGGCCUUGAUGCGCUCACGUUCACUAUGCAAGCUUUCGUCACCCAGGAUAUCUCCGGUACAGGCACGACACAUGUCCAUUCUAAUUGCACUCUCAAUCUCGUAAUGAAGCACAAGGCUGUGCUGUUGAGCAAUCUGCAGCAACCUCUUGGAGAGCACGUUGGCUGGGAUGCGUUCAAGGUCGGCCAGUCUGCGUACGGUGUCGUCAAGGCAGCCAUGGAGCUCGACAUGAAGCUCUUCUCCGUUGACUUCCAUACGUUUGAAGAUGGUGGGCAGAUUCAAUCAGCAUUUUCUCGAGACUCGGCAGGUUUCUGGAAGGAUGUUAUCGACGUUUACGAGGCGUCCACCGACAAGGUCAAUCUAGCCAAGGACUUCUUGGUGGCUCUCGAACCACUCAUCCGACUCGAACAAAUUCGCCCUCGCAAGAAAGAUCCUGCUCUCGACGAUGCCAGGAAGAAAUUCAACGACGCCUUGAAGUCGACCACAGACAUACUGUCAAGAAUCUUUACGAGAAUAUCCAAUCUCGAUGAGAUGGACCUUACGGCUGUCUUUGACAACAACAAAGCCUUCCAAGUCACUGUGGGUGUCGCCAUGCGCGGCGACUCAGAUGUGGCAGAGGCAGCUGCAGAAUUGCUAAAGGAGUGGACGCAAGAGAUAUCUCGCGGACAGGCUUUGGAACACGUUGCCCAAGACCACCCAGAGAAGAUCCUCGGUGCGACCCUCUUCGCGCUCGACCAUGUCUUCAGAGGGCCUUCGUACGCUGCUAAGACAAAGUUCCCGUGGGAUCCCAUCCGACCGAUUCUACACAUGAGCCGUGACGUCCUGCGCGGGCUCUGCGAUAUGACGACUGGCGUGCUUCGUACCAAAACUCUGGAGCCCCGAACGAUUGCAUUGCUGCUCCGGUGGUGGCAAGCACAGUGGCAUUUUGUCCAGCGAGCCUGCUCCAAUAUCGAGCUCUGGUCGCUGUACAUUGCCAACAGCGUCAUGCAAGAGUUCUGUCGUGAGAUCAUGGAACUCGCCGAGGCGUUAGUAGCAGAGGACGGACUGCUCAUUUCAGUUGUAUCGAAAGCAAACAACAAGAGCGAGGGUGCCAUGGCGGAGCGCGUACUGCAACCCGUGCGGGAGCACUUCCAGGGUCUGGAGAACAUGAUCAGACUCAAAGACAAAUGGCUCGUGGACGUGACCGUCCGGGUUCUCUGCAAGAUUGUGUCCCGCUUGCGGGAGAUCAAACUCGAAAUCCCCGGCAAAUCGAGGCAGUUUAUCAUAGACGCCUGUGUUCCCAAGGAACGUGGCCGCUAUGCACGACCUACCAACAUGACAGAUCAGCAGCGUGCCGAGCUCCUGCAGGCGCUCGGCCACGUCGAGGAGGAGGUGAAGCCCGAGGCGAUUGCGCAGGCGGAGAAGAAACAGAGCAAACUAGAUGCCUGGUCCAAGUCUGGUCCAGCUCCCGGCGCCUCGCGGUCCAACAGGGACGAUGUCAUGGAGUUUAGCAAAUCUAUUGACAGUCCCAUUCUUAAGCAGCUCGAGGCGCGGAGAAUAAACGAGGCCAAGGCCAAAUCGCUCAAGCCUGUGGCUAAGAAGCCCGACCAGCGGGCCAUCACCGCCCUGAAGGAGAGCCGAAAGCGAGAGAAGGCUGAGCUGGAGAAGCGGAAGCAAAUGGCCAUUGCUGAAGCGAAGCGCGUGCGAGGCGAGGCAGGUGGUGUGCUUGGCAAGGAUCACUCUAAGAGUGAAAUCAUGGUCAACAGCUCCGAGGAAGAAUCGGAGGGCGAAGAAGAUUCCGAUGACGGUGAUGAUCAGCUAGCCAUGCUCAGCACUGGCACGAAGAAGACUGUGGACGAAGCAGAGAAGGCUCGACUUCAGGCGCUCCGGGACAGAGCCCGUCGUCCUGUGAAGAAGGUCAAGCAGCAACGAUCCGUCAAGGAAAUGCGCGCACGGCUGGUGCCCCCGAUGGAAAAGCUACACAACACCAUUCUCGCGUGGGAGAUCUUUCAUAACGGCAACGAUCCCCCCAGCGGGCCUUCGGGUAGCAAAGUAGCGACGUCGUACACUGAUCCGGCAUCAUACCAGCAGACAUUCUUUCCUCUACUUGCGUCUGAAGCUUGGCGCUCCUUUGUCACGGCCAAGGACGAGAUAACGAAUCGACCCUUUGGCAUCAAGGUGGCCAGCCGAGCUAGUGUGGAUAGCUUCCUUGAGGUCACGUUCACGAUGCCCGUGUCACAAAACAAGGAGCGUGGUGUGUUCGAGGGUGAUAUACUGCUAGUGUCUGAAGCCGAGAAUCCCCUGACCGACCCUCACGUGAAGCACUGCCUGGCUCGCGUCCACAGGAUCAAGUACAAGAAAGACCUCAUUGAAGCUACGUUCCGGGUCGCCUCACGGAAUAAUCAGCUGUCGCAGUUGCUGAACCCUGGCGUCAGCGUGCACGGCGUCAAGAUCACGAAUAUGACGACAAUCGAACGUGAAUACGCCGCCCUGGAGAGUUUGCAGUAUUACGACCUGAUGGACGAGAUCUUGAAGGCUGAGCCGUCUCCUGUCCUCCGCUAUGGCGAGGAGAAGAUCCAAAAGUGGUCCAGCAAUUGGGAACUGAAUCGCGGUCAAGCUAUGGCCGUGAUGGGCGCGCAAGACAAUGACGGUUUCACCCUGAUCCAAGGCCCGCCUGGAACGGGCAAGACCAAGACAAUUGUUGCCAUGGUCGGCGCGUUGCUAUCGGAGCAACUAAGCAAUCAAACAUCCGGAACAGCCAUUGCCCGCCCAGGGCCAGGGACUGCCCAGCAUGCCAACGGCACGCUGCCAAAGAAACUUCUCGUGUGCGCGCCGUCCAACGCAGCUGUGGAUGAGUUAGUGCUUCGUCUCAAGAAUGGCGUCAAGGGAGUCAGCGGCAAGCACAGUAAGAUCAACGUGCUGCGCCUGGGCCGCAGCGAUGCCAUCAAUGCUGCUGUCCGGGAUGUCACGCUGGACGAGUUGGUGAAGAAUCGCCUGGAAGGCGACGGCACCAAGGACAAGGCCGUGGCAGACCGCGACAAGCUGCACGCCGAUGCCGGCAAGAUCAAGGAGGAACUCUCCGAGCUGCGCCCCAUGCUCGAUGCCGCCAGGGGGGGCGACAAGGCCAACUACGACAAGCUAUCACGUCGCUUCGACGAGCUCAAGGGGCAGCAAAUGCAGAUUGGACGCCAGAUCGACGCCAACAAGGACAGCGGCAACUCGGUCGCCCGUGAGAUGGAGAUGCGCCGCCGCCAGGUGCAGCAGGAGAUCCUGAACGGUGCGCAUGUGAUCUGCGCCACGCUCAGCGGCAGUGGGCACGAGAUGUUCCGAAACCUGGACGUGGAGUUUGAGACGGUCAUCAUCGACGAGGCGGCGCAGUGCGUCGAGCUGAGCGCUCUCAUCCCCCUCAAGUAUGGCUGCUGCAAAUGCAUCCUGGUCGGAGACCCGAAGCAACUGCCGCCUACCGUGCUCUCCCAAUCCGCUGCUCGCUUCGGCUACGACCAGAGUCUGUUUGUCCGCAUGCAGCAGAACCACCCCAAGUCCGUACACUUGCUGGAUAUGCAGUACCGUAUGCAUCCCGAAAUCAGUGCGUUCCCCAGUCGGGAGUUCUACGAAGGACAGCUCAAGGAUGGCCAGGACAUGGCCCCCCUCCGACAGCAACCGUGGCACAGGACGACCCUCCUCAGUCCUUAUCGAUUCUUUGACGUGCAGGGUGUUCAAGAGCGCGGCCACAAGGGGCAGUCCCUCGUCAACAACCGCGAAAUUGAAGUUGCGCUGCAAAUGUACGAGCGGUUCAGCAGCGAUUAUCGAGAUCUCGACCUGAAGCAGAAGAUUGGCAUCAUCACGCCAUACAAGGCGCAGCUCUUUGAACUGCGCAACCGUUUCCGGAACCGAUACGGCGAGGGCAUUUCCGAUAUCAUCGAAUUCAACACGACGGACGCUUUCCAGGGUCGAGAGUGUGAAAUCAUCAUCUUCUCCUGCGUGCGAGCCUCGUCGACGGGCGGCAUCGGCUUCAUGACGGACAUUCGUCGUAUGAACGUCGGCCUGACCCGCGCCAAGUCCUCGCUCUGGAUUCUCGGAGACUCGCGGGCCCUGGUCCAGGGUGAGUUCUGGAAGAAACUUAUUGAAGACUCCCGUGCCCGCGAUCGCUACACGGACGGAGACGUGCUGAGCAAGUUCCGGAAGACGCUGGAGCUGAACCCCAAUGCGCCAGCCUAUCCACCGCCGAGCCGAGCUUCAACGCCACGAAAGGACGGCGACGGCGACAUUGCGAUGCGUCCAGCACCAGCAUCAGCGCCAGAGCACGCUCCUCGUUCUGGCGGGCUGCCCGUCAUCCACACUUCCAAGCCACCUCCAUCUGGGCCUGGAGAAAGCAAGAAGCGACCGUUGGACGCCUCUGACUCGGGGGAGUCCAACGCGAAGAGAGUAUGUGCAUCUUCCCCACCUUCAACAAGCAGCCCCAGAAGCAACACUAGCAGCAGCUACAACACACCAAAGUCCACUACGUUCUCUAACACAGCAACAGAAAGCGAGCGAUGGGCCUCGCCCAGGCGGCAUGAGGGCCAAGUUUGGCCCGAAGCCGUCAGCGAGCAAGCCAUACCCACGUCAGCCCUCUGCGCCGGAAGACCCGUCGGCCAAGAUCACCCUCGGCCUGAUGCCCCAAGACCGGGACGAGAUGCCAUCAUCAUCGUCGACGAUGGCGCCGAGGACGAACCCCACGCCGCCGCAGAACGGGCAGUUUGUAAGUCACCUUGA
Molecule: messenger RNA, 5796 nt
Organism: Emericellopsis atlantica
Lineage: Eukaryota; Fungi; Ascomycota; Sordariomycetes; Hypocreales; Bionectriaceae
Product: putative SEN1 protein
Exons: 2
Coding region: 1-5796 (1931 amino acids)
Biological process (GO): termination of RNA polymerase II transcription
Cellular component (GO): nuclear body
Molecular function (GO): helicase activity; transcription termination site sequence-specific DNA binding
Source: RefSeq, a predicted model, not a curated record